This is a messenger RNA of Staurois parvus, 204 nucleotides long. The record is from the annotation of a GenBank genome assembly. Lineage: Eukaryota; Metazoa; Chordata; Amphibia; Anura; Ranidae.
GCCUAUCAGUGCCACCUAUUAGUGCUGCCUAUCUCAAUGCCAUCAGUGCCUCCUCAUCAGUGCCCAUCAGUGCCACCUAUCAGUGUCCAUCAGUGUAGCCUAUCAGUGCCCAUCACUGCAGCCUCAUUAGCGCACAUCAGUGAAGGAGAAAAAUCACUUAUUUACAAAAUUAUAUAACAAAAACUAAGAAACAACUUUUUUUUU